AUUUUUUUGUCAUGUCGCACCUGAGAUUCAUGAAAGAACUCGACAAUUUAACCCGCUUGGAUGAAUCUAUCAAAGGUGCAAUCCCGCGAUGGCAAAAGAAAUGUAUGGAAGCGUCAAAUUUAAGCAUUAACCACAGUUUAAACUCAUCAAAGAAAAUUACCUCUUUUACAAGUAGUAUGUCAGGAAAGACUCCGACGAAGAAAAGCGACUGCAAGACCAAGAAAACUCCUUCCAAAUGUACUAAGAAAUCUCCAAGUCGAGCCACUACUCCAGCUAAGACGCCCAGUGGUGGUGACAGAUUCAUUCCGUCGAGAGCCACAACUAAUUUUGAAUUAAGCCAUUUUAAGAUUCUUCAACAACAGAAUAUUGAGCAAGAUAAAGACAAAGCUGAUAAAAUAAGUCCUAAGAAACGAGAAAUGCAGCGUCUGAUAGGAGAGAAUCUUCACGGUGGUGAUAUAAAUAAUGCACGAGUUUUAUCUUAUCAAAUUAAAGCACCAGCGCCACCAGAAGGAUAUCAGAAUCCUCUGAAGAUCCUGUACAGUCAAACUAAAACACCAGCUAGUGUCAGAGCUUCUACGAGGUACAUAUCACAAGCUCCUGAUAGAAUACUGGAUGCACCUGAAAUUAUCGAUGAUUAUUAUUUAAACUUGGUGGAUUGGUCAAACAAUAAUAUCUUAGCUGUAGCAUUAGGUGCUAAUGUUUAUUUAUGGAACGCUGGAAGUGGUACUAUAGAACAGUUAUUUGAAUUGGAAGCAAAUGAUUAUGUAUGCUCUGUUGCAUGGAUUCAAGAAGGUCCAUGUUUAGCAGUGGGUACCACAGUAGGAAAUACAGAAUUAUGGGAUUGCAGUCAAAUGAAGAGAAUGCGUGUUAUGAACGGACACGUAUCCAGAGUCGGUUCUCUUUCCUGGAAUUCCCAUGUACUCUCAAGUGGCUGCAGGUCUGGUAAAAUAGUACAUCAUGAUGUCAGAGACCGAAAUCAUUCAAUCUCUACUAUAAACGCACAUGCUCAAGAAGUAUGUGGCUUAAAAUGGUCACUUGACGGACAAUAUUUAGCGAGUGGUGGUAAUGACAACAUGCUGCAAAUCUGGUCCUCAUUCGCUGGGCAAAGACAUUCUCAGACACAACCGAUUUAUUCGUUCAAUCAACAUCAAGCUGCUGUAAAGGCGCUCGCUUGGUGUCCUUGGCAAAACAAUGUACUUGCGAGCGGCGGCGGCACCGCCGAUCGAACCAUUCGGUUUUGGAAUUGUAACUCAGGUGUCUGUUUGAAUACGAUAGACACAAAAUCUCAGGUCUGCGCUUUGCUAUGGUCUACAAACUACAAAGAGAUUGUUUCUGGACACGGAUACGCGCAAAAUCAGCUAACAAUUUGGAAAUAUCCAAUGAUGACGAAGGUUGCGGAACUUACUGGACAUACCAGUCGCGUUUUACAUUUAGCCAUGUCUCCGGAUGGAACUACAGUGCUUAGCGCUGGUGCCGACGAAACGUUAAGAUUGUGGAAGUGCUUCCAAGUGGAUCCACAGAAAAAAAAAGAAUCUAACGACAUAAAAUCAGUUGCGUCUAGACUCAAACAAUCGAUUCGAUAAAAAAAGAUAUGUAAUGCAUGUUGCUUAGCAAUCAUUCCAGUAUUUAUUUUUUUAAACUGAUUGCGAUCGGUUUAU
Messenger RNA from Cyphomyrmex costatus, 1658 nucleotides. It is a transcript of the gene fzy, whose product is annotated as cell division cycle 20 protein fzy. Gene Ontology annotation, biological process: positive regulation of ubiquitin protein ligase activity; anaphase-promoting complex-dependent catabolic process; positive regulation of anaphase-promoting complex-dependent catabolic process. The record is from RefSeq and is a predicted model, not a curated record. The coding region runs from base 12 to 1583 and encodes 523 amino acids. Gene Ontology annotation, cellular component: anaphase-promoting complex. Gene Ontology annotation, molecular function: anaphase-promoting complex binding; ubiquitin ligase activator activity; protein binding. Lineage: Eukaryota; Metazoa; Arthropoda; Insecta; Hymenoptera; Formicidae. The transcript has 7 exons.